AUGUUCUGCACUACUCUUCGUCGCCGCUCGUCCUUCGCAUCCGUCAUUCCCUCGCUGAUUGCGCCAUCUGGACUUGCAAUCAAGGAAUCACAGCUAGAGACCCAUGACAUCGCCUUACCACUGCCUGAUUUCCCAAAGAUCACCCACGAUCCGAAGCCAAAGCGAACGCUACGCCUACUCUUGCUGUCGCCAAACAACAUGUCAGAGACCAAAUUGCCAGGCACUUUCUCACGCAUCCAGCACUUUGUCUCUCUGACCGGUGGUCUCGAUGUCGCUAUUGUCAUGUCACUCUCGGCAUCCAAGCCAUUCUCAUCUGCAAGAGACCUCCUCAAUGCUACUCAGGCGGACGAAAUGGAUGGGAUACGCAGCUACGCACUUCUUCAAGCCGAGUUCAUGACGCGCUCGGAACUUUCGUGGAUACCAAUUCUCCCCCUGGCGAAACUGGACGGACUCGUCGGAAUUGUCAAGACCCACGCACAGUCGAUCAGCCGGCCCAGACCUAAGCCUUCGUCCGCGGUUCGGCCCUUGGAUAUGUUGGCGCACUGCACCCCUGACUUGCCAUUACCUUCUCUAGCCGUCGACUUGACCUCUGACAUCUUCACUUCUCUGGGCCACGUUGCUCAGGCUGCACUCGCUCACCGCGCUUUGUCCACACCCGAGUCAGAGGGUCUUUUCUCAUCCGAUGAUGUCCUGCAGAGUAGCAGGAGUGCGUUCGGUGUCCUGACAGGACAGGUGGACAAAGAUGUUAUAGAGAGCAUGAUAGAAUUCUGGGUCGAGGACUGGGCUAUCGAGUGA
Aureobasidium pullulans EXF-150 is the source of this 795-nucleotide messenger RNA. RefSeq lists its product as uncharacterized. The transcript is spliced from 2 exons. The record is from RefSeq and is a predicted model, not a curated record. The coding region runs from base 1 to 795 and encodes 264 amino acids. NCBI's taxonomy places the organism in Eukaryota, Fungi, Ascomycota, Dothideomycetes, Dothideales, Saccotheciaceae.